Messenger RNA from Coccidioides immitis RS, 2178 nucleotides. RefSeq lists its product as uncharacterized. The record is from RefSeq and is a predicted model, not a curated record. The transcript has a single exon. Lineage: Eukaryota; Fungi; Ascomycota; Eurotiomycetes; Onygenales; Onygenaceae. Bases 1 to 2178 code for a protein of 725 amino acids.
AUGGAGGAAGAUGAGCUUACUCGGCUUCGCCGCCUUUAUGAGGAAGAGAAGCGGCUCCGCGAGGAGGAACAACGCCGUCGAGAAGCAGCCGAGAGCAAUGCAUUGGAAGCACAGCUCCGUCGAGAAGCAGCCGAGGAGCUUGCACGGGGGGCCCAGCCGCAAACUGUUGAGCAAUACCUCGAAGCCUGCCAUUCACUCCAGCUCUCGAUCCAGAUAGUUACCAACCCCGCCCUGACCACACAAGGGGAGCCUACCAACCCGAGCAAUAGGCUCUUCCCUCGACGGAUCAUUCCAUGGGGUGAGGAUUUUGCAAUGCAACAGGAGGCAAUCUGGAACCAGCUAAAAGGCAGCAGCUUGUUCUCUUCGCAGCCUCUUUUUCCAUCUCAACAUAGCUUGCAGUUUGUAAAGUCUUAUCUGAGGCCGCUCAGCAGUGAGAACUGCCUCCGUUAUUUUGAACGUGACGUCGUUGAGAACCCGGUACAAACUCUGAUGGAUGAGGUAUACAAAGAUUCCACGCUUCGGGAUGCCCUGGGCCUCCGAGGAACAGUGACAUUUGAGAGCCAUACUAACCUCGAGCCGUCACCUGUUCCCCCCGGGGCCACCAAACCCCGGCGCAAGGCAAGGGGAAAAGGCAAUCAAGCUGACCAGUACUGCGUCUAUAGAGACUCUGGUGGAGGUCAUAUCCCGGUAUUUGCGAUCGAGUACAAAGCACCGCACAAGCUGCGUCUCGAUGAGCUUGUCACAGGGCUCGAGUCCGAAAUCCAACCAGAGCGCGAUGUGAUCAACAAGAAUGGCGGAAACUUUGCAUUUGCAGCCAAGUGCCUCGCUGCUGCGAUUGUUACUCAGCUCUUCUCUUACAUGAUUGGCAAGGGUAUCCAGUACGGUUAUGUGUGCACAGGAGAAGCUUUUGUCUUCCUGCAUAUUCCCAAUGAUGACCCGACAAUCGUUUAUUUUUCACUGUGUGUCCCGAGCCUAGAUGUCAUGGACGAUGACCAAACAAGGCUCCAUCGCACGGCUGCCGCACAGGCUUUUGCCUUUGCUAUCCAAGCCCUCAGUGUCGACCCGCCCCCAGCUUCAUGGCACGAUCGGACGACUACCCUGGAUGUUUGGCCAGUGGAGUAUGACGACGUGCUAAGAGACAUUCCCGAGACGGUGCGGAAAGAACCCCGCGCUACUCCAUAUAAACCACAACGUUGGAAAGGCUUUAAACGCUCUCCGAUUCAGACCCGGAGUCGGUGCAAGCCUUUGGACAGUGACAUGGUGGCCGAUGAUGACAGCAGCAGCAGCGAAGAAGGCCCGCCCUCUCCCAGCCCAAAGCACUCCUACCGUUCUGGUAGACGCCAGGCCUUGAUGUCCCCAGGGACAAGAUCUGACAAAAAGCCCAACAGUUCUCGAAGAGGUCAGCAACCAGUGCAACAGCGAGUGAUAAACAAUCGACCAUUUUGCACCCAGAAGUGCUUACUGGGGCUAGCAAAUGGUGGUCCAGUGGAUGAAACAUGUCCUAACUUCGAGCAUCAUGGGCCAGAGCACAUCAGCCAGCAGGAAUUUCAGCAACUUAUCCGCGAACAACUUGCCAAAGACCGGGGCCCCGAUGCGGACUGCGUCCCGCUCUACAUAUCUGGGGCGCUCGGGUCUCUUUUUAAGGUGUGCCUGUCAUCUCACAGCUAUACCAUGGUAGCCAAAGGCAUGGAGAGCUUUGAUCUUGACAGACUCCAGCAUGAGAACAAGAUCUACAAUCGCCUCCGAUCUAUCCAGGGCAAGUACGUCCCUGUAUGCCUCGGAAUGGUAGAUCUAAUUCUACCAUACUACUAUGACUGUGGUGUCUUUAGUCACUUUUUAUUUCUCAGCUGGGGUGGUCAGCCAUUAGCUCAUUGCAUGAACCUGCUGAACAAGCAAAAUGUCACUGACACUGUGACCGCAGCUUACAAAGAGAUGCACAAGCUUGGUGUUCUUCACUGUGACGCGGCACCACGCAAUGUACUCCACGACAAACAUACUGGAACUGUCAUGAUUGUGGAUUUUGAACGCUCCGAACUCGAUUCUCGGGAGGCCUUAGGGCCGAUAAGCCCGAACGCUGGUAACCGAAAGAGGAAGCGUGUGAUAUCAAGGCAGGGAGAAGAUGCUUUUGCACGAGAGUUAAGUUCUAUUGUGACGGCUCUUUCGCGAAUGGAAAAGUAG